Messenger RNA from Poecile atricapillus (Black-capped chickadee), 3484 nucleotides. RefSeq names its product cell cycle associated protein 1 (gene CAPRIN1). Gene Ontology annotation, cellular component: cytoplasm. The record is from RefSeq and is a predicted model, not a curated record. The coding region runs from base 139 to 2256 and encodes 705 amino acids. The transcript has 19 exons. NCBI's taxonomy places the organism in Eukaryota, Metazoa, Chordata, Aves, Passeriformes, Paridae. Gene Ontology annotation, molecular function: RNA binding.
UCUCUCUAUCUCUCUCUCUCCCGUGGUAGCAGGAGCAGCGCGGGCGGCGGGGCUGGAGUGUGGCUGAGGCGGCCAUUCCUACAGAGCGAGAGAGAGCGCAGCGUGUCCCCCCCCCCCAGGCUCAGUCGCUCACAGGAGAUGCCCUCGGCUACCAACAGCACCAUGGCGAGCAGCACCACCGGCAGCAGCACCGGCAAAGCAGGACCGGGCAGCGAGGCUGCCCCGGCGGCGGCGGCCCCGCAGGCGGCGGCGGGUGUGAACAUCACCACAGUGCAGACCGAGGCCAUGAAGCAGAUCCUGGGGGUGAUCGAUAAGAAGCUGCGCAACCUGGAGAAGAAAAAGAGCAAACUUGAUGAUUAUCAGGAACGAAUGAACAAGGGAGAACGUCUGAAUCAAGAUCAACUGGAUGCAGUGUCAAAAUACCAGGAAGUGACAAAUAAUCUGGAAUUUGCUAAGGAACUGCAGAGGAGUUUUAUGGCUCUGAGCCAAGAUAUCCAGAAAACUAUAAAGAAGACAGCUCGUAGGGAGCAGCUGAUGCGAGAGGAGGCUGAGCAGAAGCGUUUAAAGACUGUGCUGGAGCUGCAGUUUAUUCUGGAAAAGUUGGGGGAUGAUGAAGUACGCAGCGACCUCAAACAAGGAUCCAACGGGGUGCCAGUGCUGACAGAGGAGGAACUGACAAUGCUGGAUGAGUUUUAUAAGCUUGUUUACCCUGAACGAGACAUGAACAUUAGGUUGAAUGAGCAGUAUGAGCAAGCAUCUGUUCACCUGUGGGACUUGCUGGAAGGGAAGGAAAAACCAGUUUGUGGAACAACCUAUAAGGCACUGAAGGAAGUUGUUGAACGGAUUCUUCAGACCAGUUACUUUGACAGCACCCACAACCACCAGAAUGGGCUGUGUGAAGAAGAGGAGGCAGCACCUGCACCUGCCGUAGAAGACACUGCAGCAGAGGCUGAACCUGAUCCAGCAGAAGAAUUUACUGAACCAACUGAAGUUGAAUCAACCGAGUAUGUAAACAGACAAUUCAUGGCAGAGACUCAGUUCAGCAGUAGUGAGAAGGAACAGGUAGAUGAGUGGACAGUUGAAACGGUUGAGGUUGUAAAUUCCCUGCAGCAACAGACACAGGCGACGUCUCCUCCCGUCCCAGAACCUCACACGCUCACUGCUGUGGCUCAGGCAGAUCCCUUGGUCAGGAGACAGCGAGUACAGGACCUCAUGGCACAGAUGCAGGGCCCCUACAACUUCAUGCAGGACUCGAUGCUGGAAUUUGAGAACCAAACACUUGAUCCUGCCAUUGUAUCUGCACAGCCCAUGAACCCAGCACAGAGUUUGGACAUGCCCCAAAUGGUUUGCCCUCCAGUUCAUGCUGAGUCAAGACUUGCCCAACCUACCCAAGUUCCUGUGCAACCAGAAGCUACACAGGUUCCCUUGGUUUCUUCUACAAGUGAGGGAUAUACAGCUUCCCAACCCAUGUAUCAGCCUUCUCACACAGCAGAGCAACGGCCACAGAAAGAAUCAAUUGACCAGAUUCAGGCUUCCAUGUCCUUGAAUGCAGACCAGACUCCAUCCUCAUCAUCACUUCCCACUGCAUCCCAGCCACAGGUGUUCCAGGCUGGCUCCAGCAAGCCUUUGCAUAGCAGCGGAAUCAAUGUCAAUGCAGCUCCAUUCCAAUCCAUGCAAACAGUAUUCAACAUGAAUGCACCUGUUCCUCCUGUGAAUGAGCCAGAAACCCUUAAGCAGCAAAACCAGUACCAGGCCAGUUACAACCAGAGUUUCUCCAAUCAACCUCACCAAGUAGAACAAUCAGAUCUCCAGCAAGAACAACUCCAGACAGUGGUUGGUACCUACCACGGUUCCCCAGACCAGAGUCACCAAGUGGCAGGAAACCACCAGCAGCCUCCACAGCAGAACACUGGAUUUCCCAGGAACAGCCAGCCUUACUACAACAGCCGAGGGGUGUCCCGGGGGGGAUCCCGCGGGGCCCGGGGCCUCAUGAAUGGUUACAGGGGCCCGGCAAAUGGAUUCAGAGGGGGAUAUGAUGGCUACCGUCCUUCCUUUUCCAACACUCCAAACAGUGGCUACACACAGCCCCAGUUCAAUGCUCCUCGAGAUUACUCAAACUACCAGAGGGAUGGGUAUCAACAAAAUUUCAAACGUGGCUCUGGACAAAGUGGACCUCGGGGAGCUCCUAGAGGUCGUGGAGGGCCCCCCAGACCAAACAGAGGGAUGCCUCAGAUGAACGCUCAGCAAGUGAAUUAAACACAUUCACAGGAUUCCAUUCAACGCCAAAAACACGCUGGCCAGUGUACAAUACAUGUUACCAGAAGAGUUAUUAUCUAUUUGUUCUCCCUUACAGGAAGUUCGUUGUAAAGGGACUAUUUUCAUUACCCAUAAUGACAGGACUACAGUUGCCAGCUUUAUAUUCCCUGGAUAUUGAAAGGAACAAAACAACGUUUACUCUGCAUGUUCUGUCCUAAGCAUCAUCUUGAGCCUUGCACAUGAGAUUCAGAUUCAUCACCCUUGCUAAGAAUAAAACAAAAAAGGCAAUUUUCAGGGUGAUCCAAUCUCCAUGGUUAACUGAAGUGGCAGGAAAAAGCAAAGACUCACUUCUGAUAUUUAAGUGAUUUAACAAAAUUCAAAUAAAAUCUGCAAAUCCAUAAAGAUUUAUGCCACUGUGGUGGCAGUUGACAAAACUUAAAUGUUCCCAUGAAAAGAUGGAAAAGGUGAAGUGUGGCUUGGUAGAACAACUGCAUUUCAGCUUUUUCUUAUUAAAUCGAAGCACUGAACAGUUCAAAAUGUGUAGUGAUGCAAUUGCCCUAAAUAGACAGAUGGGCUUAGAGGCAGUUUGUGACAAAAAAGAGGCACCCUUAGCUGCAGCACUCUUCAUCACCAGGGCCCUGAUUCCUGUGGCUAAGGAGUUAAGAGCGCUUGCAUAACUGCUAAUGUAACUGUGUAACUAUUUUUUUUUAGGAGACAAGGUGAAAAGAAAAAAGGAAAAAAAAAAAAAAAAAGCUUUGAUUUGGCACUUGGACAAAAUUUUGCAACAGAUCUUGAGCUAUAAUCUGGAUGGCCACUGUAUAUUUGAUGUGAAGUAUUUAGAUAUCUCUUUGAAACACUUUUAAGUUUCUUUGAUAGCAAUGACUUUUGUAAGGAUUGGUAUUCUCUAUCAUUCCUUAUGACUUGCACAUUGUCUGUCACUAAUACUUGACCUUGCUGUAUUAUCACCUAAAUAACUGAUGCCGGUACUGAUGGAAAUCCCUAAUGGAUAAUCAUAACACUUUUGGUCACAUGUCCUUUUGUCUUUCCUGCAGCCUUGAAGGUUUUAAGAAAUCUCAAAUGCCCGCUGCUGCUGCCCUUCCAAUUGCUAUCUUUUGAAAAGCACCAGUCUGUGUUUGAGUUGAUUUCCCCUUUUCAGGGAAAUGACAGCCAGCAGUUAGAGUUCUAAUGGUAUAAGCAAGAUAAAUAAAACAUGUUUAUAAAAAUUGUA